Molecule: messenger RNA, 1023 nt
Organism: Galeopterus variegatus (Sunda flying lemur)
Lineage: Eukaryota; Metazoa; Chordata; Mammalia; Dermoptera; Cynocephalidae
Product: transmembrane protein 11, mitochondrial-like
Exons: 3
Coding region: 1-642 (213 amino acids)
Biological process (GO): inner mitochondrial membrane organization
Cellular component (GO): mitochondrial inner membrane
Source: RefSeq, a predicted model, not a curated record
AUGGAGAUUCGGAAAGACCUCAUCAGGCUGGAACAAGCCCUGUAUUUAGCUUUGUCCCUCACAGGACCCCUUUCUGUGGUGCCUAACUAUUGUGUGUCUCUCUCUCCCAUCCCCUCCAUCAAAAGGGUAAGCUUGUCAGCCACAGACUGCUACAUCGUGCAUGAGAUCUACAAUGGGGAGAACGCCCAGGACCAGUUUGAGUACGAGCUGGAGCAGGCCCUGGAAGCCCAGUACAAGUACAUUGUGAUCGAGCCCACCCGCAUCGGUGAUGAGACAGCUCGCUGGAUCACUGUGGGCAACUGCCUGCACAAGACGGCUGUGCUGGCGGGCACCGCUUGCCUCUUCACCCCCUUGGCAUUACCCUUAGAUUAUUCCCACUACAUCUCCCUGCCCGCUGGUGUGCUGAGCCUGUCCUGCUGUGCCCUCUACGGAAUCUCCUGGCAGUUUGACCCAUGCUGCAAGUACCAAGUGGAGUACGACGCCUAUAAACUGUCCCGCCUGCCUCUGCACACACUCACCUCCUCCACCCCUGUGGUGCUGGUCCGGAAGGACGACCUGCACAGAAAGAGACUUCACAACACGAUAGCACUGGCUGCCCUGGUGUACUGUGUAAAGAAGAUUUACGAACUCUAUGCAGUAUGAUUUCAGUAGAACAGGGAGAGAAGCAAAACAACCCAGCCCACGGGUGACAACAGAGUAUUCAGAUUGCCACAGUAACAUUUUUUGCUCUGUGAGCCUGGGAAGGUGUUUGGUUUAAUAUUUGUUAUUUUUUAAAAAUAACACAGAUCACGGGUGUACCAAGGGAUUUUUCAACUCAUUACACUAAGGUGUGGAUUUCCAUAACCGAAGAGGGGGUCUGAGGCUGUGGAAGUCUGACCGGGCAGUGGAGUGCUGAUGAAAGCAAACGCUACUGAGGGGGUGUGAACGUGCUUUGGGGGGUGGGGGUCUUUAAGUAUGUUGUUUAACUGUACCAUCCAGAGCCAACCAGAAGCUAUCGACCAUUAAAAUUAUGAGAAUUUCGGC